Messenger RNA from Epithele typhae, 1437 nucleotides. Its product is annotated as serine carboxypeptidase. Gene Ontology annotation, cellular component: fungal-type vacuole. NCBI's taxonomy places the organism in Eukaryota, Fungi, Basidiomycota, Agaricomycetes, Polyporales, Epitheliaceae. The record is from RefSeq and is a predicted model, not a curated record. Gene Ontology annotation, biological process: proteolysis. The coding region runs from base 1 to 1437 and encodes 478 amino acids. Gene Ontology annotation, molecular function: serine-type carboxypeptidase activity. The transcript is spliced from 13 exons.
AUGGGGCUCAUUGUCCGCGCUGUGGGGCUGCUUGCCCUCGCGAUCGCUCCGGUGCUCGGACUUUCGCAGUUCCCUCUGAGCAGUGAACAGUACGAUGCAGGCCUGUUCACCCCUUACGAGGACCUCCAUGCCCUAUCUGCGCUGGAAUACACAACCCUUCGACACCCUGGCUUCCCGGCUCACAGCGUGCGUAUCAAGGAGUCGCGCAUCUGCGACGGUGAAGUCCGUUCAUACUCGGGUUACAUUGACAUUGAAGCUCGCCACUUGUUCUUCAUGUUCUUCGAGAGUCGCAACGAUCCGGCGACGGACGACGUGAUGUUCUGGACCAAUGGUGGCCCUGGAGGUUCCUCCGCCUUGGGUCUGUACAUGGAACUUGGCCCGUGCCGCGUCACUGGCCCGAACUCUACUGAGCGUUUCGAGUACGCGUGGAACGACCGCGCGAACGUCUUCUUCAUCGACCAGCCCGUGGGUGUGGGCUUCUCAUAUGCCGACUUUGGCGAGCAAGUGAGCACCACCCCCGAGGCCGCGAAAGAUGUUGCUGCUUUCGUCGCCAUUUUCUUCGAACAUUUCUCGCAGUUUAAGGACCGGCCGUUUCACAUGGCAGGCGAGUCUUACGGGGGACGUUACAUCCCCCUGUUUGCAGCUGCCGUCUAUGAUCAGAACGCGAAGCUCGUCGAAGCCGGCAUGGCUCCCAUCAACUUGACGUCCGUCAUGAUUGGAAACGGCUGCACCGAUGAGCUCGGCAUGAUGGAGGCCUACUACGAUGCUCAAUGCGGGGACUAUGGAUUCCCGCGUGUCACAGAUAUUUCGGACUGCAUUCGCAUGAAACAGAUUGUCUCAAGAUGCAAGAAGCGGCUCCAAGAGUCUUGCAAGGAUAUCUAUGACGCCAUAAGCUCGACGUCAACGAAGCUGUUCAGUGCGGUGAAUCCUUACGAUGCUCUAAGACCCUGCAAGGAAGACGCGGACAUGCGGAAGUGCUACCCAGAAGUGGACUUCAUCGAGUCGUACUUGAACAUCCCGGCUGUCAAAGAAGCCAUUGGGGUUGACGUCCACCGCAACUACACCGCGAUAAACCUGGAGUUGAAUGCACGCUUCUUCAUGGCAGGGGACCACGUGAACUACGUCGCCGAAGACUACCUUGCGGCUCUCCUCGAGCGCGGGGUGCCUGCGCUCAUCUACGUCGGUGCGACCGACUGGAUCUGCAACUGGAUUGGAAUCGGACGCAUGACACUCGACUUGGAAUGGACCGGACAGGAAUCGUUCCGAAGCAGCCCUCUCCGGGAUUGGUUUGUUGACGACGAGGUGGCCGGUACGACGAGGAGCAAUGGCAAGCUGACGUUCGCCACCAUUGACGGCGCUGGGCACAUGGUUCCACUCGACCAACCGGAACGUGGACUCGCUUUGAUCAAUAGAUGGUUGGCUUCUCGGCCCCUCUGA